Molecule: messenger RNA, 328 nt
Organism: Nestor notabilis (Kea)
Lineage: Eukaryota; Metazoa; Chordata; Aves; Psittaciformes; Psittacidae
Gene: NME6
Product: NME/NM23 nucleoside diphosphate kinase 6
Exons: 2
Biological process (GO): CTP biosynthetic process; UTP biosynthetic process; GTP biosynthetic process
Molecular function (GO): nucleoside diphosphate kinase activity
Source: RefSeq, a predicted model, not a curated record
UGGCCCCAUGUGGGCUUACAUCUUGGCCCAUGAGAAUGCUGUCCCGCUCUGGAGAUCCCUGAUGGGACCCACCAAAGUAUUCCGAGCCCGAAACAGUGUCCCAGACUCCAUCCGAGGAGCUUAUGGCCUCACCGACACCAGGAAUACCACUCAUGGUUCAGAUUCACCAGCAUCUGCCAGCAGAGAAAUUGCCUUUUUCUUCCCAGAGUUCGACGAGCAGCUCUGGUACCAGCAGGAAGAGCCACAUCUGCGCCGAGGGCAGGUGUAUUACAAUGCAGAGGAGCGUGUCCACUGUGUGUUCAGGGAUGAAGAGGCAGAGUUGACCUGA